Messenger RNA from Hepatospora eriocheir, 744 nucleotides. The record is from the annotation of a GenBank genome assembly. Lineage: Eukaryota; Fungi; Microsporidia; Hepatosporidae.
AUGAAGUUAGUUAAUUUGUCUUUUAUAAGUUCAAAAUUGGUUAUUGAUUUUACUGUGGCUAUUGAAAAGUUUAAAAAUGAUGAAGGGUUAACAUAUUUUAUUGGUGAUACCAUACAAAAAUAUAAUUCAAGAUUAAAAGAUGGUAGUGUUGAAUUUAGAUUAAAUAAGGUUUUAUUUUAUGAUGAAUUACAGACACUAGAACCCACCCUUUACAGCUGUGUGGGUAAGGACGAUAUUAAUUGUAGAAAGAAAAUAUUAGAAGAUAAUCCAACUAAUAUUUUAUACUUUGCUAGUACAAAUAACAUUGAUAAUGAUUUUUCUAAAUACAUGAUUAUUAACCCAUGUAGAUCAAGAUAUUUUGGCAAUGUUUUUGGAAAUAAUAGUUUUUAUAACGAAAUAUCACUAAGUUUAAAAGAUUGGAUAUCAAAUUUAUUAGGAACAGAAAUUAAUCUUAAUUCUGAUAGUAAAAUUUUUGCUUCUUCUAAACUGUUAAAGGAGUUUAAGAGAUGUAAAAUUAUUUAUGAAAUAAGUGAAGAUGAAGAGGAGUCAACAUAUAAAAAUUAUACCAUUUCUACAAGACCUGAAAACACAACUAAUCAAAAAAAUAACAUCGAGUCAAAUUUAGACAAAAGUGAUGUUAAAUUCUCAAAAAGGAAAUCUAAUUAUUUCUUUGAUUCUAUCAAUAUUAAAGAGCCAAAUCCUAUAAUUUUAAAUAGAAAAAAAGUUCGUAAGUUUCCUUUUUAA